Molecule: messenger RNA, 1949 nt
Organism: Leptopilina heterotoma
Lineage: Eukaryota; Metazoa; Arthropoda; Insecta; Hymenoptera; Figitidae
Gene: Shmt
Product: serine hydroxymethyltransferase
Exons: 7
Coding region: 83-1645 (520 amino acids)
Biological process (GO): L-serine catabolic process; folic acid metabolic process; tetrahydrofolate interconversion
Cellular component (GO): cytosol; cytoplasm; nucleus
Molecular function (GO): mRNA regulatory element binding translation repressor activity; cobalt ion binding; pyridoxal phosphate binding
Source: RefSeq, a predicted model, not a curated record
UAUUCUUCGUGUACCACGAAAGGGAAACGAGAAAGAAUUUUCCAUUUUAUACUGUAUUCAACAAGAAUUAAAAGAAGCAAACAUGGCUGUAAAUCGUUUUAAUUUAAAUCGCGGCACUUUACGAUUGGUUGGAAAUUUAUUUUCCCGCUGUCAAAUACCAAUUUUUGCCCUUCAAGGUCAAUUUUCAGAUGUAACGACAAUCAGCCAGAAGAAUUUACAUCUUUCAUCUUGCAACAACUCCAAAAUCAAUAUGGCAGCAUUGCUGAAGAAAAAUCUUUGGGAAAAUGAUCCGGAAUUAUUUGACCUCAUCAAGAAGGAGAAGAAACGCCAAACAUCUGGUUUAGAGAUGAUUGCUAGUGAAAAUUUCACAUCUCUAAGUGUUCUUCAAUGCCUCGGCUCAUGUCUUCAUAAUAAAUACAGCGAAGGUCAACCGGGCCAAAGAUAUUACGGAGGAAAUGAAUUUAUAGACGAAAUUGAAAUUUUGGCGCAAAAAAGAUCUUUGGAAGCAUUCGGUUUAAAUCCCGAAGAAUGGGGAUGCAAUGUUCAGCCAUAUUCUGGAAGUCCUGCUAAUUUUGCCGUUUACACUGGAUUAAUUGAACCACACGGUCGAAUAAUGGGUCUUGAUCUUCCUGACGGAGGUCAUCUCACUCAUGGUUUCUUUACGGCCAACAAGAAGAUUUCGGCGACGUCAAUAUUUUUCGAAUCAAUGCCAUAUAAAGUUGAUCCAGUGACUGGUUUGAUAAAUUACGAUAAACUUGCCGAGGAGGCGAAACUCUUUAAGCCGAAAAUAAUCAUUGCCGGCGUUUCCUGCUACAGUAGAUGUUUGGAUUACAAACGCUUCAAAGAAAUUGCAACGGAAAAUAAUUCGUAUCUCUUCAGUGAUAUGGCUCACGUUGCCGGAUUAGUUGCGGCAAAAAUUAUUCCCAGUCCAUUUGAAUACAGUGACGUUGUCUCUACAACAACCCACAAAACAUUACGAGGACCGCGAGCCGGUGUUAUUUUCUAUCGAAAAGGAGUGAGAAGCAUUGGAAAGAAUGGCGAGAAAAUAAUGUACGAUUUGGAGAAUAGAAUUAAUCAGGCAGUAUUCCCGGGACUUCAGGGCGGUCCACAUAAUCAUGCAAUCGCUGGAAUAGCCACAACAAUGAAACAAGCUCAAACUACCGAAUUCAAGGAAUAUCAAAAGCAAAUUGUCGCAAAUUCAAAACGUUUAUGUUCCGAACUACAGAAACGUGGAUAUAAAAUAACAACCGAUGGAACUGAAGUGCACAUGAUUUUGGUUGAUUUAAGUUCAACGGGAAUUUCAGGCGCUAAAGCCGAAAGAAUUCUUGAGGAGAUUUCAAUAGCUUGCAAUAAAAAUACAGUGCCAGGCGAUAAGAGUGCAUUGAAUCCAAGUGGAAUUCGACUUGGAACACCGGCUCUAACAACACGUGGUUUAAAAGAAGACGACAUUGAUACAGUCGUUGAUUUCAUCGACAAAGGCUUAAAGCUGGUUAAGGAAGCAACGGCCUUAUCAGGUCCAAAACUUGUCGAUUACGUCAAAGUUCUACAAACUAAUGACACAAUCAAGGAAAAAAUUACAUCACUAAGAUCAGAAGUGGAAAAAUUCUCCAAUCAAUUCUCUCUACCAGGCUUCGAAGAUUACUGAAUCAAUUAGUAUUUUCGAAUCUAAUCAAAUUUUCGAUACAUUAAAAAAAAAAUCCCCAGAAUUUUCAUAUUGAAAAUUAAUUUUUUAUUCCGUAGGAAACAAUAAUUUCCCACUAAAAGAAAAUAAGUAAUUUUAUCAAUUUCGCAUUUAUAUAUUUUUCUAUACUUGUAUUAUUUUAUUUUUUGGUAAUAAUAAAUAACAGCAGCCUAUUUUAAUUCUGAUUUUAUUGCAUGUCGAAAAUGUCACAUUAUUUCUUAGCAUUUAUCUUAGUCAAUAAAAAUAUUACUAAUUUUUUUCAUGGAAA